Messenger RNA from Pomacea canaliculata, 3128 nucleotides. RefSeq lists its product as uncharacterized. The record is from RefSeq and is a predicted model, not a curated record. NCBI's taxonomy places the organism in Eukaryota, Metazoa, Mollusca, Gastropoda, Architaenioglossa, Ampullariidae.
CCAUCCUGGUUUAGUAGGUCACAUUGAAGCAGGAUGUUAUUUUAUCGUAGAGGUGGUUAAUCAUAAACCUUUCGUCACUGAGAUGAAACCGUUCACUCAGUCUGCCUUCUGUGUGUCUGUUGGGUGGGACAACAACGACAGUGAAACCAUCUGACAGGCCCUGGCCCAUAAGGAGGACAGCGCGGCUCGGUGGAAGUGGUCAAUCAACACUGUCGGGCACCUCAUUGGCGCAGUGUUGACGCCGAAGAGACGGAGUCGACGAGAAGGAGGACUUCGGGGGGUCAUUUCCUUACUAGUGCCACAAGUGGACGCCGGUCUUGUGAAGACGUCUGGCACGAGAAAAAUAAAAAGACGGAGUUUUUUUUCUGGGAGUGUGUCGUCGGGAAAAGACCGCGUUUGCACAGAGAGAGGACUUAGUGUUUCGAACCUUCUGUCUUGGGUUCUGAAGAGGUCGGUGCCAGCCAGAAAUGCAUGACAGGUGAAGUACUCUUCCGUAAAUUAAUCCAGCGUCUGAAAGCAUUUAAACUUGGAGCUGACGCACCACGAGGAGCAUUCAGCAGUUCUGCAGAUAGGAGAAAUUCACAGUGUGUGUGUGUGUGUGCAUUUAAAGCUCAGAAAACAGAAACACUGUUCGUGUUCACCGUUCACUUCAUAGAGGGAGGUAGUUCUGGUAGUUUCUGCCAAUCUUUCGCUAUUCACGCGCAAGCCAGCAAGAGUGCAUUGAAGCAGUCGGUGAUCUUAUUUCAAUGUCUGGAAUCUUCUCAUGAGGUGAAAGCACGAGCAAAGCACGGUCCGUGCUUCACAGGAGAGGACUUAAUCGACCUUGCGCUGAGUUUGCCUCGGGAAAUGUUUGCGGCUGUCUAGAUGCGAAACGUCGCCGGUACCCACAGAGGAACAAGCGCCCUCUAUUGUCUGGCUGAACAUUAACCUUUUAUUACUAUUAUUUUUUUUUUUUAGUUGUUGUUGCUGAGAAACAUUGUGGGUGUGUUUGCUGGACCCCCACACAGUUCUGGUCGUUCCACCGUGACCGUGUGACUGUGAUUGAUAUAGAAUCAGCUGACCGUGGCAUGACGUGUUUCUGUCAUUGUCCGCUGCGUCCGUCUGAGAACAAAUACAAAUAUUCUGUCUAAAAAUAAACCGAGUGGUUUUGAUUUUAAUAAGCGGAUUUCUCUCAGCUGAAGCAGUGAUGUCUGGUUCGCUUGGGUCUCCUCGUCUGCUGCACUUGUUUCACAAGACAUGGAGGUUGUUCAGCGUCUUGACUUUGAUGUGGAUGCUUACAACCCAGGUUGAAGGUCAUGGCCGGCUCCUGGACCCUCUCCGCUCUAGCAUGUGGCGUGUGCAUUUUUCCAAUCCUCCCAACUACGACGACAACCAGCUUUUCUGUGGCGGAGUAGCGGUCCAGUGGCACCAAAACGGUGGCAAGUGCGGAUUGUGCGGGGAUCCCUGGCCAGGCCCACGCGAAAACGAGGCUGGCGGGAGGUACGCCAACGGAAUCGUUACCCGCAGCUACGAAGUGGGUCAGGUCAUCGAUGUCUACAUCGAGCUGACAGCCAAUCACAAAGGUUACUUCGAGUUCCGCCUAUGCGAGCACAACAACCCUUUCAAGAACAUCACCCAGGAAUGUCUGGAUCAGCACCUGUUGGUGCUGGAUGAUACAGGCAGCGUUCGCUACCGGUGCCGGACGGCGCCUACAGCACGAAACUGGAUCAACCUGCGCCUGCGUCUGCCGCAGGGCCUGACCUGCGUCGCGUGCGUCUUCCAGUGGAAGUACAACGCCGGCAACAGCUGGGGCAAGGACCCGGUGACUGGAAAAGAGUGUGUGGGUUGCGGUCCUCAGGAACAGUUCUACGGCUGCGCUGACGUGGCCAUCGGCCACAAAGAGAUGCAGAUAGGACUGGUGCCCAAAAGGUACCCCUGGUACCUCCAGGACCCGGACUCCGAAUGGCACUACGGAGUGGCGUAUGUGUCCAGCGACACUGCAGCCAUCUCUGGCGCAGGCAGGACUUUAGCAGAAGGUCGCGGGGUCAGCGAGGUGGCGCUGUUUACAAUGCUUUUUGCUCUGUGUGUGCGCCGACUCCAGCUCAUCGCGAUAGGAUGACCGCCAGCCGAUCGUAAGUCGAUGAAAAUGCUUAAAAAAAGUAAAGUUCUGGGGAUUUAUAAAACUCUAAAAUUUGUGUUACAUAACUGGCUAAUCUGCCAUGCCAAGAUUAUGUAAUUCCUAUUCCAUAACGGGGCUAACAUAUUUCAUUGAUUGAAACAGGAACACCUUCCCCCUAAGCAAAACAACAACGAAAAAUGCGCUCAACAGUUUUUUUCUUUAACAUGAAGUCAUUGGACCCUCUGUUGAAACACUUAAAACUUCGUAAUAACAUGGUUUCGAAGAAAAGGGCGCACUAAUCUUUCAAAACAUCUUGACACGAUCUUAAAGUGCGGAGGUCAUCUGCCUAGGUUUUCAGACAUGUCUGUGGCGGUUCCCAGCCCUCCAUCUACAAUCUACAUCAACAUAAAAACCUAUUUACUCAGUGAAAGAGCGAAACAAGUCGACAUUUUUAAAAGCCAUUAUUUAGACGCGCGUGAGUGCACACACUCUAUGUAGACAAUCUUUGAAAUUGUCGCAACCUCAUACGGUAUUUCUUUGUUCAUGGUUUCAUUUGCUUCAUCUAUAGCCAUCAUAUAUCUGAUGUUUGUUUCAAUUUCGGCGACUUUGAAGGAAUGUGCCAUUACUGUGUUAAUCUCGGCGCUCGUCUCGCCUAGCCUUCAACCUGUCCACGUAUCUGUGUAUUUGUAUAUUAAUCACUUGCCUUUUCGUAUUUUAUUUUUUCUUUUGCAUCACCCAUCCACAUAAUAGAUGUCUUUCUAUAAAUUAUCAGUGAUGAAUGCAGUUAUGAAUACUACAGGAGUGAGUGAGAGAACUAUAGUAAUGAGUAAAGAAGUGUGGGUGAAAGGGGAGGGAAAGAUUAACAUUGUCGCCCAUUUGUAGAGUUGUAUAAUGUUUUCUUUGUGGCAAGUCCGCUCUCUUUUGCAUCAUAUUCCUGAAAUGUAAUUAGUUAUAUUUUUGUUGCAUAAAAUAAUUGUGUAUAUACAUGUAAUAUGGGUUCACAAAAUGUAAUUAAAUUUACACAAAAUAA